Molecule: messenger RNA, 1128 nt
Organism: Hibiscus syriacus
Lineage: Eukaryota; Viridiplantae; Streptophyta; Magnoliopsida; Malvales; Malvaceae
Exons: 3
Coding region: 136-564 (142 amino acids)
Source: RefSeq, a predicted model, not a curated record
CGAACCCGAACACCUACAACCGUACAAAACGGAUUCGACACUUCCGCUUUCACUCUCAAAAAAAAUCUCUGCUUUUCAUCUCCCCUGUGGGUUACAGCAACCUGAUACUCUUAUCUCGAGACUUGGAAUCUCGAGAUGGAAGGAGUGGGCUCCACCAGGCUUGGUCGAGCUUCUGCUCGUUACGGUGGUUCGACGGCGGUGUUCAAUGGUCCGGUGAGGAAGUGGAAGAAGAAGUGGGUUCACUUGUCGCCUUCAUCCACCGCUAAACACUCCCAGUCCGGUGGGCAAGGUUCCGCCGCUUCCAGCGUCCUGCUCUGUAGGUGGACCCCACUUUCCUUAGCUAAUUCCGGGUCUUCCGUCGACGGCGAGGACGAUGAGCAGCCCCCAAAGCGCAAGUUCCGCUAUACCCCGGUUGCCGUGUUAGAGGAAGAGCGUAAAAAGGCCGAGCAAUCCACAGACUGGUUGUCUUCUAAGACCGAUAUCGAGUUAAAAAUGAAUGCUCUUUUAAAGAAAGAAACUCAAGUGGCCUAUCAUGGUUUCCGGAAGGACAUUGUUAAACGUUAGGAAGUUCAGGGUUAUUCGAUGAUGGCUUGCACCAUAGUUGAUUCGUAUGUUUAAAGAAAUGGUCGAGUUGUUGAAAUUGUGUACAUCAUCUUGCUCAAAGUUGAAGCCUGGAUAAAAACAAGAUUUUCCUGCUCUUUCUUGUAGUAUCCGAACAUGAGUAAUUUGGACUUGGUUUGUGUUUGAAAGGCCAUGAUGGCAGCCGCAAUUCUGUAGGCAAGAGUGUCGGUCGGGAAAAGGCAACAAGCACAAGCUCGAUGGGAUUUUGGGCUGUCGGUUGAUGUGUAAGUAGUUAAAAGGGAACAUGGUUGAUGUGCUCAAAAGAAUCCACUAAUUUGGUCACUCCAUGGUAAUAAUGGAUCAUAUAGUGUAGUAGUAAUAGUUGUUGGUACAUAUAUAUGCUCGAUCGAAUAUUGCAGUAGUAAUAGUAACCGUAUAUAUUCGAGUUUGCACCUUAUCAAACUGUCAUUGCAGUUAUCAUACACAGAAUAGAAACCAUGUGGAUUAUGCUAACAAUAUUACCUAAAAACUUAGCCCUCUUGUGACAUCUCUUAUUGAGUAUUGAAA